UUAUCACCAAUCGCCUGUUUGGAUAGAUCCAGACUAGUGUGGGCAGUACUAUCAAGAACGAUUCUACAAGACUAUGGCUCGCAGUAAGAAUAAAUCCCAGCCCGAGUCAACUAAUAUCAAGGACUUGCAAUCACCUCAGUCUACAUCGCAGUCCUCUCAUCAGUCUCUCAAGGCUGGCCAACAAGGCUUGCUGUAUCGUGCUGUAACUUCUCAGAGAGAGCCUUUGAUUCCCACUGCAAAUGACGAUGCUGUGCUAGCAGACUCGACUUGUUUGGCAUCCGAUGCUGUUGCUCCCGGAGAACCGUCUGAUGCUCCCAAAACUAGAUACUCUCAUACUUUUCGAAUCCACAAUUCUAUUAGAGCAUCCCCGCUUUCUAAAGAGUCCCUAGAGCAAAAUUUCCGUGGCUUUUUCAACUUAUCAAUGCUGCUCUUGGGCGUUUCCAAUCUCCGUCUGAUUGUCGAAAACUUUCAAAAAUAUGGAUGGCUGUUGAAUCUCCCUUCAAGUGGAUUUAGUCUAACUGAUGUGCACAUGGCAAUCUUGUCGAUUAUAUUUCAAAUUUUUAACGUCUUGGUUGCAUUUUCGGCAGAAAAAUGUGCUGCUCAUUAUCAAGAAAAUACAUAUGUUUUAUGGUUUAUUCAAGCAGUUCAUGCUGCCAACAUUUCUGCAACAAUAAUUGUCCCAACUUGGAUUUCAUGGUCAUUUAUCUGGCAUCCGGUGACUUCCUCCAUUCCAUUGUUUCUUGCAACAACUUUAUUUCUCAAAUUAAUAUCGUAUGCCCUUGUAAAUGCAGAUCUACGACACGAUGUUAGUAAGGACAAGUCAAAGACUGCAGAAGAUAUGGUAUCGCUUAAACACCAGCCACUUACUGGCGGGCAUAGUCAAAAUGUAGAUGCCAACAUCAUUCCAUAUCCGGAAAAUAUCAAUCUCGACAAUAUGCUCUAUUUUAUUGUCGCGCCUACUCUGUGUUAUCAGCAAGUCUAUCCUCGCACCAAGCGUAUUCGAAAGAUGUUUUUGUUUAAGCGAUUUGUUGAGCUUUCUACUUCGUUGGCAGGAAUGUUUUUUUUAACAAUGCAGUAUGCAGCACCUACUCUGAGAAAUUCAAUCGAGGCACUUGAAAACAUGGAUAUGCUUCGUCUUCUGGAACGUAUGCUCAAGCUAUCUGUUGUCAGCGUUGUAAUAUGGUUGCUCAUGUUCUGGUCCUUUUUUCAUUGCUGGCUUAAUAUUCUUGCAGAGCUCACAUGCUUUGGAGAUCGACGAUUUUAUCAACCUUGGUGGAACGCUCGCGAUAUUUCCGAGUAUUGGCGUCUAUGGAAUUCACCAGUGUAUAACUGGGGGAAACGACACAUUUACCUUCCACUUAUAUUAAACCUGGGAUUUCAUCCCUAUGUGGCUCUUGCAGUUGUAUUUUGCAUUUCAGCAUUGCUUCACGAGCUGCUGGUUGCAGUACCUACUCAUUGUCUCAAUGGGGUUGCAUUUUUAGGCAUGAUGGGACAAGUCCCCCUUAUCUUUAUUGUUGGCGCUAUUUUCACUACCUGUCGAAAGGUGUUGGGACGCCCCAAAAAUGAUGCUCUUUUUGACACUAUAGGAAACUACGUGUUUUGGAUCACAUUUACUAUUGUGGGGCAGCCAGCAUGUAUUCUUGUGUACUACACACAAUGGUUCAAGGCCAACAAUAGAUAG
Messenger RNA from Batrachochytrium dendrobatidis JAM81, 1681 nucleotides. RefSeq lists its product as uncharacterized. Gene Ontology annotation, molecular function: diacylglycerol O-acyltransferase activity. The record is from RefSeq and is a predicted model, not a curated record. The transcript is spliced from 9 exons. Gene Ontology annotation, cellular component: endoplasmic reticulum membrane. NCBI's taxonomy places the organism in Eukaryota, Fungi, Chytridiomycota, Chytridiomycetes, Rhizophydiales. The coding region runs from base 74 to 1681 and encodes 535 amino acids. Gene Ontology annotation, biological process: triglyceride biosynthetic process.